This is a messenger RNA of Arctia plantaginis, 1851 nucleotides long. Lineage: Eukaryota; Metazoa; Arthropoda; Insecta; Lepidoptera; Erebidae. The record is from the annotation of a GenBank genome assembly.
AUGGCAAAGAAAAAGCUUUUGCCUAAUCUCUCGAAAGAGGAGAAAAUGGUGAUAGUGAUAUCUGAGAUAAUACAAGAGCUAUUAGUAGCGCAUCGCCAAGGCAAGGAUGUUAACCUCAACAAAAUGAAAACAAGGAUUUCAUCCAAGUAUGGACUUGGAACGUCACCGAGACUUGUAGAUAUCAUCGCAGCGGUACCUGCCGAUGCUAAAAAGAUACUGCUACCGAAACUGAAAGCGAAACCUAUUCGUACGGCGUCCGGGAUAGCAGUAGUUGCUGUUAUGUGCAAGCCACAUCGGUGUCCUCAUAUUAAUUUCACCGGAAACAUCUGCGUAUACUGCCCGGGUGGCCCCGACUCCGACUUUGAGUACUCUACUCAGAGUUAUACAGGGUAUGAGCCGACAUCUAUGAGAGCCAUAAGAGCGAGAUAUAAUCCUUACUUACAAACUCGUCACAGAGUAGAACAAUUGAAACAGCUUGGUCACAGUGUCGAUAAAGUCGAAUUUAUCGUAAUGGGUGGUACUUUCAUGAGUCUGCCUGAAGAUUAUAGAGACUAUUUCAUAAGGAAUCUUCAUGAUGCCUUGUCUGGCCACACAUCAAGCUCAGUGGCUGAGGCCGUAAAGUAUUCUGAGAAGGCUAAGACAAAGUGCAUUGGCAUCACAAUAGAGACCAGACCUGAUUAUUGUCUUCAGAGACAUAUGAGUGAUAUGCUCAACUAUGGAUGUACUAGGUUGGAAAUUGGUGUACAGUCUGUGUAUGAAGAUAUUGCCAGGGAUACAAACAGGGGACACACUGUCAAAGCAGUUUGUGAGAAUUUCAACUUGGCUAAGGAUGCCGGAUAUAAGAUUGUAGCACACAUGAUGCCUGACCUACCAAAUGUCGACUUUGAAAGGGACGUAGAACAGUUUAUUGAAUUCUUUGAAAACCCAGCAUUCAGAGCAGAUGGUCUUAAGAUAUACCCAACAUUGGUAAUCAGAGGUACAGGAUUGUAUGAGCUCUGGAAGACAGGGCGAUACAGGAGCUAUCCUCCGUCAACUUUGGUGGAUCUUAUUGCCAAGGUACUUGCACUUGUUCCUCCGUGGACUAGAGUUUACAGAGUGCAGCGAGACAUUCCGAUGCCUCUGGUAUCUUCAGGUGUGGAACAUGGAAACUUGAGAGAGUUAGCUUUAGCUCGAAUGGCUGACUUGGGCACUGACUGUAGAGAUGUGAGGACUAGGGAGGUGGGCAUACAGGAGAUACAUAAUAGGGUCAGGCCUUAUGAGGUGGAACUUAUUCGUCGCGACUACACAGCGAAUGGCGGGUGGGAAACAUUUUUGGCUUACGAAGACCCAGACCAGGAUAUAUUAGUGGGUCUAUUGCGACUUAGGAAGUGUGCUUCGGAUACGUACAGGCCGGAGCUGAAGCCUGGACCUAAUGCUAACUUCAAACAGUGCAGUAUUGUGAGAGAGCUGCAUGUUUAUGGAUCUGUAGUGCCUGUAAACGCACGGGACCCAACAAAGUUCCAACACCAAGGUUUUGGCAUGCUCCUCAUGGAGGAGGCUGAGCGAAUCGCUAAGGAGGAACACGGAUCUGACAAAAUAGCGAAAAGUGAAGUAUAUUUCCUGCCCUUAAUUUAUUCACCUUAUUCACCGCUCGACACCUCAUUAAAUGCUCACUCCCACAUAUCCUGUUCCUCUCCUUGCAGACCGGACCCGCCGAUGUCGAUUAAUCCGACGGAGAUUUAUCACAAGCAUGUAGGUAUGCUACCGAACUACGCAGGUCACGUUCCUGGAUGCAUGUUCAGAUUUGGGAAGACGUACGGGAAUGAUACUCGGGAUGCUAAGCGCUGGUUGCGUGGUGACUUUGCACCGUAA